UAACGGCGGACGGUGACUAGAUCGAUAAGCUUUCCCAUUGAAAAUGCUCAGAUCUUUGCAUUCUAAUUUCUUUCUUAUAUAAAAAAAAAAAACUAUAAUCCCACUCUCUUUCUCUCUGUAAAAAAAUAGGGUAUCUCUGAGUCGUCGUCACGAAAGAGUUGAAGACGAGAACAAGCCAAAGUCUGAUGUUUUGGUGAGGAAUAUUUGCAAAAGAUUGGAUACUGACGGAGUUGGUUCAACAAAAUUUAGAAAAAUGGAGUUUUGCUCAUAAGAUGUUUGUAGAUUUGACUCUAUGAUCUUGGGCAAAAUUUGAUAGUGGGUUUCAUAAAGAUAUCCUAAGAGGUAGAAUUUGAUCUGGGUCAUGUUGGUUGGUGCAUUUCACAAGUUUUCAUGGACUAAUUUGAGUUGGGAUUAGUAUUGAAGAAAACAUGGCUUCUUCUCCUUCAUCUUCAUUGUCUCCUCCACCUCCCAAUGCCACAUCUGAUCCUCCGGCCUCUUCGAACACUCUUCCUCCUCCUUUGCCUUCCACUUCCCCUCCCCCUUCGGCCGUUCCUCCUCCGCCCUUAAUUCCAAAUUCACCCCCUCCAUCAACCUCUCCUCCACCUUCUUCAGCCCCUCCCCCGACUCCUACAUUAACUCCAACACCACCUUCUUCAGCCCCUCCCCCGACUCCUACAUUAACUCCACCACCACCAUCACCACCACAAGCUGAUCCCCCUUCAACACCUACAUUGCCUCCUCCAACUCCUCCUACUUCAUCUCCACCGCCCACCAGCUCUCCUCCUAUAAUAAUUACCCCUCCACCACCACCACCUCCAUCGGCUAACCCUCCCGUCCCUUCCCCUCCGUCGCCAAUUUCAGAGUCCCCUCCUCCUUCAAAACCACCUUCUUCAGCCCCUCCCCCGACUCCUACAUUAACUCCACCACCACCAUCACCACCACAAGCUGAUCCCCCUUCAACACCUACAUUGCCUCCUCCAACUCCUCCUACUUCAUCUCCACCGCCCACCAGCUCUCCUCCUAUAAUAAUUACCCCUCCACCACCACCACCUCCAUCGGCUAACCCUCCCGUCCCUUCCCCUCCGUCGCCAAUUUCAGAGUCCCCUCCUCCUUCAAAAUCUCGACCUCCACCUUCGAAUCCUUCAACCCCUCCUCCAAAGGAACAACCACCAUCCAUUCCCUCUCCCCCUUCCCCUCCCAAUAAUUCCUCUAGUAACGCACCCCCUGUUGACCCAUCUCUACCUUCACCUCCUUUACCGUCUCCCAACACUCCAUCGGGUGGUCUCACACCUCCAAUUAGUCCGAGUGGCGAUGGAUCAUCUUCCUUCGGUCCUAAUGUUACUGCCAGAUCAGGAGAUGGGAGUAAUAGUGGUGGUGGUGGAGCAAAGACUGGUGUUGUAGUGCCAGUUGUUGUGGUGACUAGUCUCUUGGUGCUUGGUUUAGUAGGAUUAGCUGUGUGGUAUUUCAGGAAGAAGAAAAGGAGAUCAGGAGGAUAUGCAGCUGGUUUUGUCAUGCCGUCACCAUUUUCAUCUUCGCAAAUGUCAGAAUCAUCCUAUACACACACUCCAACAGCGCCUCUCGUGUACAAUAGCUCUGGGACUGGGAACCAUGGAUUUCUGAACUCACCUGACCCUGCACUGGGGAAUUCAAAGCAAUGGUUUAGCUAUAAGGAAUUAUACAAGAUCACAAAUGGGUUCUCGGAUGAGAAUCUUUUAGGCGAGGGUGGAUUUGGUUGUGUGUAUAAAGGAUGCCUUUCGGAUGGGAGGGAGGUCGCUGUCAAGCAACUCAAAGUUGGCGGUUCGCAAGGGGAGAGGGAAUUUAGAGCAGAAGUUGAGAUCAUUGGUCGUGUACACCAUCGUCAUUUAGUCUCCCUUGUUGGUUAUUGUAUAGCAGACAGCCAAAGGAUGCUUGUCUAUGAUUAUGUUCCUAAUAAUACAGUUGAUUAUCAUCUCCACGCAAAAGGAAUACCAGUUUUGGAUUGGACAACCAGAGUCAAGGUUGCUGCAGGCGCAGCUCGAGGACUUGCCUACUUGCAUGAGGAUUGUCACCCAAGGAUCAUUCAUAGAGAUAUAAAGUCAUCAAACAUCUUACUGGAUAGCAACUUUGAAGCACAGGUAGCUGAUUUUGGGCUUGCACGGUUAGCUAUGGACGCUGCAACACAUGUCACAACACGAGUAAUGGGGACUUUUGGAUAUUUGGCUCCAGAGUAUGCAUCAAGUGGCAAGUUGACCGAGAGGUCUGAUGUUUAUUCUUUUGGUGUUGUACUUUUGGAGCUUAUAACUGGGAGAAAGCCUGUUGAUACAACUCAACCUGUGGGAGAUGAGAGCCUUGUUGAGUGGGCUCGACCACUACUGAGUCAUGCACUUGAAACUGGAGAUUUCAACGAGCUACCCGAUCCAAGGCUUGAAAAUAACUACAAUGAGAGAGAAAUGUUUCGAAUGAUUGAAACAGCAGCUGCAUGUGUUCGACAUUCAGCAUCAAUGAGGCCUCGAAUGGGGCUGGUGGUGAGGGCUCUAGAUUUAGCUGAUAUUGACCUUAGCAACGGCAUGAGACCUGGCCAAAGUGAGCUUUUUUCUGCGCAAUCUGCAGAAAUUAGAUUAUUUCAGAGAAUGGCUUUUGGAAGCCAAGAUUAUAGUAGUGAUUUCAGCAAUUUCAGUAACUUUAGCAGAACAAGUCGGCAGACCCAGAGAGAUUCCUGAUCACUUUUGCUUCUCCCCCAAAAUCACCCGACGACAAUGCUUUGUAGAACUGUGCUUAAUGAUUAUUGAUAAAAGAUAAAAGAUAUGUAUGUUAUAUAACUAAAAAAAUCAGAAGCUACCUUUAAAAAUA
Molecule: messenger RNA, 2829 nt
Organism: Asparagus officinalis (garden asparagus)
Lineage: Eukaryota; Viridiplantae; Streptophyta; Magnoliopsida; Asparagales; Asparagaceae
Product: proline-rich receptor-like protein kinase PERK9
Biological process (GO): protein phosphorylation
Molecular function (GO): protein kinase activity; ATP binding
Source: RefSeq, a predicted model, not a curated record